UCAAUUUGAAAAAUGGAAGAAAGCGAUCGACAGCUGAUUGUCAAAAAUAUUUUGCACGCUGGAACGAAAUCCGUGGAUUUUCUCCCUGGAUCUAAGGUUUUCUUUCAUUUUCGAACGAUGAAACUCGAUGGAGCAGUUGUUGAUGACAGUAAAAAAAUAGGAAGACCGAUGGAACUGGUUCUUGGAAAGAAAUUUAAAUUGGAAGUCUGGGAGGCGAUCGUCCAGAAGAUGUCCCUCAACGAAAUCAGUAAAUUCAGGGUUGAUAAAAGUCUAGUGUCAUCGUAUCCAUUUGUUUCCAAGACUCUCAGGGAAUUUGGAAAACCCAAAAAUGAAAAAAUCAACAGCCACUGCUGCGGGGUGACACUGCAAAAUGAAGGGAUAGGAUAUCCUGAUCUAAAUGAUUUAAUAAAAAACUGCGAGGAUCUGGAAUUUAUCAUAGAAUUAAUUGAAGUCGUUCCUCCAAGUGGCUACGAGAAAGAAUCCUGGCAAAUGACUGAAGACGAGAAACUAAAAAAUGUGCCUUUGCUGAAGGAAAAGGGAAACGAAAAAUUCAGAGAUAAAAAUUAUGAAGGAGCUGCCGAGAAUUACGCGACUGCCAUUGGAAUGCUCGAGCAAUUAAUGCUGAGUGAAAAACCACACGACGAGGACUGGACAACUCUAAACAGAAUGAAAAUUCCUCUCCUCUUAAACUUCGCGCAAUGUAAAUUACUGAAAAAAGAGUAUUACGCAGUGAUUGAACAUUGCACAUCAGUAUUGAAAAUAGAUCCAGAUAAUGUUAAGGCCCUGUACAGGCGAGGAAAGGCCCACGUAGGGGCCUGGAAUGAAAAAGAAGCCCUUGAGGACUUGAGAAGAGUUGUGGAACUCGAUCCAACACUCAAAUCUACUGUUGAAAAUGAAAUUCAGACGUUUUUUAGUGCAAUUAAGGACAAGGAGACAGCGCAGAAGAAAAAUCUGUCUCAAAUGUUCUCUUAAUUUAAUUUUUAUGGGGAAAUUCUGGGAAUUUCCUAUUUGUGUGAAUAUUUAAUUGUAGAGAAAAUAUAAUAUGCGAAUGAAUGUGACGGUUUAUAUGAUUAUUUGGAACUAUUUAUGAUUUUAUU
Messenger RNA from Fopius arisanus, 1097 nucleotides. It is a transcript of the gene pelo, whose product is annotated as AH receptor-interacting protein. Gene Ontology annotation, molecular function: protein binding; peptidyl-prolyl cis-trans isomerase activity. The record is from RefSeq and is a predicted model, not a curated record. The coding region runs from base 13 to 972 and encodes 319 amino acids. NCBI's taxonomy places the organism in Eukaryota, Metazoa, Arthropoda, Insecta, Hymenoptera, Braconidae. The transcript is spliced from 6 exons.